AUGAAGCAACGUACAUGUAUCAAUAUUUUCAUUGUCAUUGUUAUAUUAGCAAUUGCAGUAUCACUUCUUGUUCACUUUAUACAUCAUUCUACAAAACAUGAAGUUUCACCAAUUGAUACAUUAAAUACAAAAACUACUGGUACCGUUACAAUUUCAAAUGAUAACAAUGUUCAAACAUCGACUUCUAAUCAAUCAGUCUUUUCGAAUAUGAAUACAUCGUUAAAUAUUGGACGAUCUGACUUUGGAAGUAUAUUAUUACCAAAUGGACAUGUUCUUAUAGCUGGCGGCCAUUUUAAUUCCAGUACAGUAUCUUCAGGCACUGAAGUUUAUACAUCAACCGGAUGGCAAUUUGCAGCUCCGAUGAAAGUACCACGUGGUUAUCAUACUGUUACUGCUUUUGCAAAUAAUACUAAAGUAUUAGCCGCUGGUAGUUCAGCUACAUCCGGUCAACAAACUGCCGAAGUAUAUAACGCUGUAAACAAUACAUGGGCACUCACAUCAAUUAAUAUGUUAAGUCCUCAUAUCAGACACACAGCUACACUACUUGCAAAUGGACAAAUUCUUAUUGCAGGUGGAUAUAAUAUUUCAGGAGGUGUUAAUGCUAGUAAUUAUCUUAUUUCAACAGCAGAACUUUAUAUUAAUGACUCUUGGACUCUCUUAUCUACUCGUAUGACUCAUAGUCGAGCUUUUCAUGCUGCUGUAUUAUUAAAUGAUGGAACUGUAUUAGUUGCAGGUGGAGGCGACGGUACUCCAGGUGCAUACCCAACUGCUGAGAUUUAUAAUGCAACAUCAGAAAAGUUUACAGCUGUUGGAUCAAUGCAAUAUCGUCGAGCAGCAUUCACCCUUACACUUCUACCAUCAGGUAAAGUAUUAGCAAUUGGUGGUGCUGAUUGGUCAUCUGGUACGUAUCCACUUGUAUGUGAAUUAUAUGAUCCUGUAACAAGAACGUGGUCAAAUAAUGCUAUGUUGAAUUAUGGAAGAAGUUAUCAUCAAAGUGUUUUAACAAGUAGUUUUGUAUUAACUAUGGGUGGCACCAAUGGAAACAAUAAUAGACUUAACAGUUCUGAAAAAUACAAUUUAUGA
Molecule: messenger RNA, 1083 nt
Organism: Adineta steineri
Lineage: Eukaryota; Metazoa; Rotifera; Eurotatoria; Adinetida; Adinetidae
Source: the annotation of a GenBank genome assembly